AUGUUGGCUCCAGAGAAUGAGUGGUUGCACUGUAUGAGGCAGAAUUUCAAGCUGUGUUCUGCAGUUCUCACACCUAGUUUGAAGAAAUCCUAUCAGAAGGAUGAAAUUGAGCUAAUGUCAAGGGUGGAGAAACCAUGCCUACUUAGGAUCUGCCACAUCCUCAAUCUGUAUCGGCGGAACACAUGGCUGUACCAGGCCCUAUGAGAAGGCACACGGGUUCAGAGCGUGGAACAGAUCCGUGAGGUUGCAUCAGGGGCUGCUCGGAUCCGAGGGGAAACACUGGGCCUCAUCGGUUUUGGUAGCACCGGGCAGGCAGUUGCAGUUCGAGCCAAGGCCUUUGGAUUCAGCGUCAUAUUUUAUGACCCCUACUUACAGGAUGGGAUAGAGCAGUCUCUGGGCAUGCAAAGGGUCUACACCCUACAAGACCUACUGUAUCAGAGUGACUGUGUCUCCCUAUAUUACAAUCUGAAUGAGCAUAACCACCACCUCAUCAACGACUUGACUAUCAAGCAGAUGAGGCAAGGAGCAUUCCUUGUGAACGCAGCCAGAGGUGGUCUGGUAGAUGAGAAAGUCCUAGCUCAGGCCCUCAAAGAGGGAAGGAUACGAGGAGCAGCUCUCGAUGUGCACGAGUCUGAGCCCUUCAGCUUCGCUCAGGGCCCAUUGAAAGAUGUACCAAAUCUCAUCUGCACGCCGCACACAGCCUGGUACAAUGAACAAGCAUCACUAGAGAUGAGGGAAGCAGCUGCCACUGAGAUCUGCCGAACAAUCACAGGUCACAUCCCAGAAAGCUUGCGAAACUGUGUCAACAAAGAAUUCUUCGUUACUUCUGCUCCGUGGUCAGUCAUCGACCAGCAAACAAUUCAUCCCAAGCUCAAUGGUGCCACAUACAGGUAUCCCACUUCUUACACCAGAUAUAGAACUCCCAACCUCACUUGUGUAACACUUUGA
Molecule: messenger RNA, 948 nt
Organism: Cricetulus griseus (Chinese hamster)
Lineage: Eukaryota; Metazoa; Chordata; Mammalia; Rodentia; Cricetidae
Source: RefSeq, a predicted model, not a curated record